Molecule: messenger RNA, 6358 nt
Organism: Mirounga angustirostris (Northern elephant seal)
Lineage: Eukaryota; Metazoa; Chordata; Mammalia; Carnivora; Phocidae
Gene: PLAG1
Product: PLAG1 zinc finger
Exons: 5
Coding region: 1872-3371 (499 amino acids)
Biological process (GO): regulation of transcription by RNA polymerase II
Cellular component (GO): nucleus
Molecular function (GO): sequence-specific DNA binding; DNA-binding transcription factor activity, RNA polymerase II-specific
Source: RefSeq, a predicted model, not a curated record
UAUGCACAAACAAUGAAUCAUGGAACACUUCAUCUAAAACUAAUGAUGUAAUGUAUGGGGAUUAACAUAAGAAUAAAAAAAAAAAAACUGCCCCACUUCUUAUCAUUAGUACGUGAGUGUAUAAUGUCCCAGCCACUUGGGAUUCAGUGCACUUUUCUCAUUUCAAUCUUUACAAUGUCUAUAAACCACACUGCACCCCAGUCAGAGCAUCAUCUUAGAAUCUGUAAUCAUCUGUGGUGCUCAUCUCUGAGUUCUCCUGGCUAACUGGCGUGCCCCCCCACACCCCCAUGGCCCCCCCUUUCUUUAUUGUACUUUCUUCAAGGUAAAAAUCACCAAAACUCCACUGUAUGCGUUCUUUACUGUUGAUUUGUCCUUCUAAUAAUACUGCCUUAUGAGGCCAACUUUUAUUUUAAUUAACAGGCAUAUCACUUCACUUGACAUAAGGUGUCUAUCCCGUGGUCGCAGCUCUCUUGGACAUCCUAGAGGACAGGGGUCACGCCUGUUUGUAUCCCCAGUAAUUUCAGAUUGGUGCCAUACGUAAUAGGUGUUGGUAAUAUUUAUUACAUCAGUUUCAGCUACUUAUCUUAAUAGAGCGGGAGCCACAUACAAUCAAGCGUUGACUCUGGGGGGUCUGAGGAAAUGAAGCAGAUGACUUCUGCAGAGAACUACCGGCAGUCCCUUUUCUCUCUUGAUUAAUGCUUAUGUGGUAGGUCUUCCUUACGUAUACUAACAGAACGAAGCUGUGGAUAAUCCAAAACCUUGAGUACUUUGGAGUACAUGUUGGUGUUUCUUUGUGUGUUGCUGAAGAUGGACUUGCCACCUGUGAAUUCGCUUUAAAAUGAAUAAUAUUCUCCUCAUAAAGACACACUCAGGACUGAGCAGUUGUCUAUCUCCUUACUCUGCCUCUACUCUGGGGCGUUUCUGGUUUGCACCCUUGCCUGCGAACACAUGGCCUUAGGGAAACGCUCAUCGGGCAGGGUUUCUCCAAGCUGUUGUUUAGAACAAGAUCUACACCUAAAAGGUUUUUCCAAAAACUGUUAUAGAUAAAAUAGUGGAUUUGUUUCAAAUAUAAAUGAGGGAAAUAAGCAGCAAUUUUGAGGAAUGACAGUAAACUGGGAGUAAUAUUUGAAUGAAAAUAUGAACCAUCUAGAUAACUUGUGAUUUAGGGGGGAAAUCUAUAUAUCUAGGGAUAUUGAUUUAUUUACUUUUCACUUUUCAGUUUACUGUAAAUAUUGUAUGUGUUUCACGUUUGUUUCUAAUGGGAAUUGAGAUAGAUUUUCCAUAAAGUAUAAAAAAUAUAAUGAAUAAAAACCAAUUUGGCUCAUGUGCCAUUAACCAGAUUGGGUCGCACUUUUGGAAUUUCAAACUAACUCUUCUUUUCUUUUUAGGUUGCCUCUUGGUGCUGCAUUGGCCGUAUUUGGCACCCAGAAUGCUUCAUUCUGUGAUGGUCUAUUAAUAAGGUUACCUUGUAAAGUUUGGAGCAGGGCCUCAGAUCGGCCAAAAUGGGAAGGACUGGAUUCCGCUCUCUUCCACGAAGAGUCAAUGGGACUGGCUAAGAUCAAGGUCUGAGGCUUUUUCCAUCUGUCAUCAGGUAUUGUGCUCCAAGCCAAAAGUCGCACUGGUGUACUGCCCACGGGUUACAGGUGUGCCAAAGACUGAUCCCCUCAGCUCUUGGGGAGGCCUGAGGACUCUGGCUCAUCCACUAACCUCAGUGUGCCCAAUGAACAGAAUCAUUUUCUGUGAUGUGCAAAAAGUCCCUUUUUGCUUUCUUUUACGACCACAUGAAACUUGAGAAGCCACCUAAAGCUAAAUCAUUUAGUGGAGUUGGGCAGUUCCCAAGUGUCCAACAAGAAGGCCUGCUUUAGGCUGCGAUGGCCACUGUCAUUCCUGGUGAUUUGUCAGAAGUAAGAGAUACCCAGAAAGUCCCUUCAGGGAAACGUAAGCGUGGUGAAACCAAACCAAGAAAAAACUUUCCUUGCCAACUGUGUGACAAGGCCUUUAACAGUGUUGAGAAAUUAAAGGUUCACUCCUACUCUCACACAGGAGAGAGGCCCUACAAGUGCAUACAACAAGACUGCACCAAGGCCUUUGUUUCUAAGUACAAAUUACAAAGGCACAUGGCUACUCAUUCUCCUGAGAAAACCCACAAGUGUAAUUAUUGUGAGAAAAUGUUUCACCGGAAAGAUCACCUGAAGAAUCACCUCCAUACGCACGACCCCAACAAAGAGACGUUUAAGUGUGAAGAGUGUGGCAAGAACUACAACACCAAGCUCGGGUUCAAGCGUCACCUGGCCUUGCAUGCCGCGACGAGCGGCGACCUCACCUGCAAGGUCUGCCUGCAGACUUUCGAGAGCACGGGAGUGCUGCUGGAGCACCUUAAAUCGCACGCCGGCAAGUCGUCCGGCGGGGUGAAAGAGAAAAAGCACCAGUGCGAGCACUGCGAUCGCCGCUUCUACACCCGGAAGGACGUCCGGAGACACAUGGUGGUGCACACGGGAAGGAAGGACUUCCUCUGUCAGUACUGUGCACAGAGAUUCGGGCGGAAGGAUCACCUGACUCGACACAUGAAGAAGAGUCACAAUCAAGAACUUCUGAAGGUCAAAACAGAACCGGUGGACUUUCUGGAUCCAUUCACCUGCAACGUUUCUGUGCCUAUAAAAGAUGAGCUCCUGCCGGUGAUGUCCUUACCUUCCAGCGAACUGUUGUCAAAGCCAUUCACAAACACUCUGCAGUUAAACCUCUAUAACACUCCAUUUCAGUCCAUGCAGAGCUCGGGACCUGCCCACCAAAUGAUCACGACUUUACCUUUGGGAAUGACGUGCCCAAUAGAUAUGGACGCUGUCCAUCCUUCUCACCACCUUUCUUUCAAAUACCCAUUCAGUUCUACCUCAUAUGCCAUUUCUAUUCCUGAAAAAGAACAGCCACUAAAGGGGGAGAUUGAGAGUUAUCUGAUGGAGCUGCAAGGUGGCGUGCCCUCCUCAUCCCAGGAUUCCCAAGCAUCAUCAUCUAAACUAGGGUUGGAUCCUCAGGUCGGGUCCCUCGAUGAUGGUGCAGGGGACCUCUCCCUGUCAAAAAGCUCUAUUUCUAUCAGUGACCCCCUAAACACGCCCGCCUUGGAUUUUUCCCAGUUGUUUAAUUUCAUACCCCUCAAUGGCCCUCCCUAUAAUCCUAUCUCAGUGGGGAGCCUUGGAAUGAGCUAUUCCCAAGAAGAAGCUCAUUCUUCUGUGUCUCAGCUGCCCCCCCAGACACAGGAUCUUCAGGAUCCUGCAAACACUCUAGGGCUCGGCUCCCUGCACUCCCUGUCAGCAGCGUUCACCAGUAGCUUCAGCACGAGCACCACACUGCCACGUUUCCAUCAAGCUUUUCAGUAGGAGUCCAAGACGUGGACUGAUUACAGAAACCUACGUGUAGCCCUGCCUUAGAUGACCAUUUUUAUUUUAGUGCCUACUUUAAAACAGCAUAAAAACUUCUGCUUUUGUACAGUACCAAUUUUCAUUAAGCCAGUAUGAAAUAGAAACAGGCUUUAUACAUGAGCUUUGGAACCAUUUGCGUUCAGUUAUGUUUACCUGGGUAUUUUGUCCACACUCACUGCCAAUUGUCGUAUAUUAAGAUGAUUUUUCCUCUAGGAAAGCCAUUAUUAGCAGUAAAGUCUUACGAGUCCCACGUUUAAAUCGCUUUGAGAUCUUAAAAUUUUCAGUUCUGUCCAAUAACAGUGGCUCUACCUUUUGACAUUUGGCUCAUUAAAGAUUUUUGCAAUAGAAUGUACAUUUUCUAAAAUGUAUAUGAAUAACCUGAGUUUUUAAAUUUUUACUAGUCUCUAAAUGGAUUCAUAAGGAAAUGUUCUCAGAUGAAUUCAGAAUCCAGUUUGGGGAGAUAAUAGAUGUUUCUUAGAUAUACCGUAAUUUCAGGUCAGUAUAUUUUGAAGAUUUUGCUAUUGUCUGGCUCAAAUAUUUGCCGUCUAUAUUAUGCACAUAUAAGGAAAACAAAACCUAAACACAAAGCACCAGUACUUAUAGCAAAAAGAGACUCCUGGUGAGGUGACGCGGCAUUCCAUGUUGCUCAGUAGUUGGCCUAAAACUCGUACGCAGGAUAUUUUGCCACGUUGCAAAGUUGCUCUCUUUCCCAUUUAAUAGUACUCAUCGUGUUACGGCAUCGGAGUCUUCAGAGUCGACGUAUGGCUAGAUCUCUUUCAUCUUUCACGGCCAAAGGGUGGGUCAAGUGCAGCCAGCAAUUCUAUUUUAAUUGUCAGUCCACAGUUAGUCCAGAAUCGAGAGCCACUGUGGAACCACAGAUGUCAGGGGUGUUUAUCCCAGAGUGGACUGUCUCUUCUUCUGUGGCGGGAUAGUCUCCUAAGAAGAAAGAUAGAUGUAUGAAGCACUUGGUUCAGCUUUGGAACUGGUCUAGGGAUCCUGGCCCUUGUUGCCAGGGUUGGAAACUAGACUCUUCAGGAGUAAAGAAAAAGCAUAUCGCUCACAUCACUUCUUGUGAACUUAAUACAGUUUUCUCUCCCAUAAGAGCCCCAAGCAGAAAACAAAACAACAGCCCUACCCCCAUGGUAUCUUUCUUACUCCGUGUUGAUUUUUCUUUCCUUGCUAUCUUCGGAUGGAGACUUUAAAAUUAAAUGCAUUAGAAAACUAUUUGAGGAAUGACCACAAGGUUUUAAGCGACUAAAAAUAUAUACAGUAAAACCCCUUUUACACGUCUCUGGGAAAUCGGGGGAGAGUUGCAAAUCAGUUGAAUUUGUAGUGGGGCGGGAAUCUAAAGCAAAACAAGCACUGUCUUAAUGUGAAAGUAACAAUCAAGAAUAUUGUGUUGACUGAAUAAAAUAGUUACUGUGGGCUUUCCUCAGAUUAGACAACCACCAUAACCUUUUUGAAGGUCAGUUUAUACUUUUCUAAAUAUUGGUUGGGACAUCAGCCUCCGAAACAUAUCUAUUAAGCACUUGUUAACACCUUAUUUUGGGACCCUGUCUUUUGGGGUGGGUAUGAAGGGGAAGGUUUAUAGAAGAGUAUAUAUCUCUUUAAAAAAAAAAAAAAAAGAAAAAUAUUUUCUGAGCACUCAUUAGCCCUAUACAGAAGCUUGUUUUUUCAUUUAUAGGGCCAAUUAUCACUGCAGAUUGCGAUGUUUACCAAGAAUUUCUUAAAAAUGAGUGCAGAUUACUGAAUAUAAUACAUUAUUUAAAAUAUUUGGGAGUAGUAUAAUUUGUGGAGAAAUGUAAAUUGUAAUAAUGUAAAUGGGGGUUUCACUAUAUAUAUUAUACACACACACACAUACAUACACACACACAUACACACAUAUAUCGCACUUCAUAGAAUCAGAGUUGCUCUCUUAAGGGAGCUUUGGCUCCUGAUAUUUUAUCAUGCUCCUAUUUUUUUUUAAAUUCUAGGAGCAGUAGUUUUUAUACUUAUGUAUUUAAAUUUUAUUAUAAAAAAUUACAUUUUAUAAAAAAAAGUGUGUUCCAAAGGCAUUAAAAUUAUAUAUGUUUUAAUAAGGAAAUACAUUUAAAAUUUUUCAAACUGCUCCUAAGCUUUUGAUUAGGAGAAUAUUUGCUCUGAAAGUAGGCUUUUAGCUCUGCUUUAUUACUGCUUCCUUUAGUUUCUAUGAAACAGAUUGCUUACUUAAAUCAUUAGUUGAAUGAUUAGUGUUCAAUAUUGCUUUAAUUGCCAUUAAAAAAAAGGAAAAAGAAAUUGGUGACAGAGCACAAAUAAAUAGAAAACCUAUUUUUACGCAGCCGUCACAAAUACAAGUGUAGAAGCACUACUUUACUUUGUCUAAAAUUUGCUUAAGGAGAAGUCAAGUCAAUGACCUGAGACGUCGGCCUUAACAGGCUGUAUCUCACUGCUAAUAAACAAUUAAAAAGGGAGUACCAGGAUUUACUCAAUAAAGCAUUUUGGAAAUGGGGAAUGGUGCCAUAUAUGUAUAUAUAUUUUUUAGCCCGAUUCUCGCCCUGCAUGGAAUUCAGAUACAUGGAGGCACAUCUUUCAGGGCACCAGGGUUAAAACUGUAGAGUCUUAAUUUUCAUGUGAACACCUCUCGGCCUGUUGCCGCCUCAUAGACUUGAAAUAAUACUUCCAAGGAAGAGGGAAUUCAGCUCGUGUGUUUUUCAGAUUGACUCUACUGGUCACCAAACCCUUUUUGAGAGAAUUUCUGUUAAACAUGAGGCAGAUUCAUUUAUCUUAAUUGCACAAUGGUCUAACAAGGAUGUAACGCAGAACUGGCUCUUUUUUUCUAGAAAAAAUUGACAUUUGUUUUUACAUCAACUGGGUGUGAUUAAAAAUAAUUAUUGCCAAUGCUGUUUUCAUUCUCCCCGUGGCCAGAAUCAUCAUCCUUGAAAUUUCUAGUAGUGCCUUUGCUUGUU